This is a messenger RNA of Clupea harengus (Atlantic herring), 1062 nucleotides long. RefSeq names its product zona pellucida-like domain-containing protein 1. The transcript has 8 exons. Lineage: Eukaryota; Metazoa; Chordata; Actinopteri; Clupeiformes; Clupeidae. The record is from RefSeq and is a predicted model, not a curated record. Bases 1 to 1062 code for a protein of 353 amino acids.
AUGGAAUUAGAGAUCCUAAUCUGUCCUCUGUACUACGGGGGUUACAACGAGUCCCUGGUGGCCCUCAAUGGCCACUUUGACAAGCCCAGCUGCCACGGCAACCCUGACUUCAACACUAAUCCGCCUGUGCUGAAGUUUAACUUCUCCAUGGCAGACGAUUCUCUAUCCACAUGCUCCAACAAAGUGACGAUCACAGAGGAAGUUGGUUCUGGGGUGUUUGUGGACUACUCAAGGGUCCAGUAUGUCAACAUCUCAGGGGUGAUCAACUCAUACGAUCCCACCGGUGCCACUGUUGUCUAUCGCCAAGAGCUGAUGUACCUUUACUCCUGCAGAUAUCCACUCCAGUACCUGACAAACAAAACAGAGGCCAGUGUAUCUGGAGUGAGUUUGGCUAUCAAAGACAACAACGGGAGUUUCAUCAGUACCUUAGGCAUGCGUCUGUUUCAGGAUGUCUCGUACACUUCCCUUCUCCGGGUGCCAGAGAGCGGGCUUACGCUGAAAACGCGCAUUUUCGUCGAAGUCAGGGCCACCAACCUCACACAGAGGUUUAAUGUGCUUCUGGAUCGAUGCUAUGCAACCACCAGCGCUUUCCCACUCAACAGCACUUACUUUGACCUCUUUGUUGGGUGUAACCACGAUAUACAGACAGUCAUGGGAAUCAAUGGAGACUCCCAGAAGGCCCGCUUCUCCUUCGAGGCUUUCCGCUUCGUGCAGGACAGCAACAAGACGGUGUCGACCUAUUACGUGCACUGCGCCACCAGACUAUGCGAGAGCUUCUUCUGCAGUUCUAUACAACAGAACUGCUCAGACGGCGGCUCGCGGAGGAGAAGAGAGAUCAUGUCGGCUCAGGGGACCUCUGUGAGCGACACGGCCACCGUCACCUCGGGCCCAAUUACCACCAGAAAAGACAUUGAUGCUGACGGUGGUAACCGAACGGUGUUGGGAGUGGCUGCAGCCGCGGUACUGAUGGGAGUGUUCUCCAUUGCCACCAUAGCAGCCAUAUUCUACCGGAUUCAUCACUCUAAAAAGUCAUCCACAGACAAGACCAUCCUCCACCACUAA